Nanorana parkeri is the source of this 2607-nucleotide messenger RNA. RefSeq names its product calcium/calmodulin dependent protein kinase II gamma (gene CAMK2G). Gene Ontology annotation, biological process: protein phosphorylation. NCBI's taxonomy places the organism in Eukaryota, Metazoa, Chordata, Amphibia, Anura, Dicroglossidae. The transcript is spliced from 24 exons. The record is from RefSeq and is a predicted model, not a curated record. The coding region runs from base 19 to 1833 and encodes 604 amino acids. Gene Ontology annotation, molecular function: calmodulin binding; calcium/calmodulin-dependent protein kinase activity; ATP binding. Gene Ontology annotation, cellular component: neuron projection; cytoplasm.
GGAUCCACAGCUACUAGUAUGGCCAUCCCAGUGACCUGCACCCGCUUCACGGACGAAUACCAGCUGUACGAGGAGCUCGGCAAGGGUGCCUUUUCGGUAGUCCGGAGAUGUGUGAAGAAAUCUACUAAUCAGGAGUUUGCUGCGAAGAUUAUCAAUACUAAGAAGCUGUCUGCUAGAGACCACCAGAAGUUGGAACGCGAGGCUCGGAUUUGCCGCCUUUUGAAGCAUCCUAAUAUUGUGCGCCUCCAUGAAAGUAUUUCAGAAGAAGGUUUUCAUUAUCUUGUUUUUGACCUGGUCACAGGUGGAGAGCUGUUUGAAGACAUUGUAGCGAGAGAAUAUUACAGUGAGGCAGAUGCCAGCCACUGUAUUCACCAGAUUCUGGAGAGUGUCCAGCACAUCCACCAACAUGACAUUGUCCACAGGGAUCUGAAGCCUGAGAACCUGUUAUUGGCCAGCAAAUGCAAGGGGGCUGCUGUGAAACUGGCUGAUUUUGGUCUUGCCAUUGAAGUCCAAGGAGACCAACAAGCAUGGUUUGGUUUUGCUGGCACACCAGGCUACCUCUCCCCAGAGGUGUUAAGGAAAGACCCUUAUGGAAAGCCAGUUGACAUAUGGGCCUGUGGGGUCAUCCUGUACAUAUUAUUAGUGGGUUAUCCUCCUUUCUGGGAUGAAGAUCAGCAUAAGCUCUACCAGCAAAUCAAAGCUGGAGCAUAUGAUUUCCCUUCACCUGAGUGGGACACCGUGACUCCGGAAGCAAAGAAUUUAAUCAACCAGAUGCUGACAAUAAACCCAGCAAAACGCAUCACAGCAGAUCAGGCUCUGAAGCACCCAUGGGUCUGCCAACGAUCAACAGUUGCCUCAAUGAUGCACAGACAAGAGACUGUAGAAUGCCUGAGGAAAUUCAAUGCACGGAGAAAGCUUAAAGGUGCAAUUCUCACUACAAUGCUGGUAUCUCGGAAUUUUUCAGGUGGAGGUAACAGAAGAGAGAAAAAGGAAAACACUACAGUUGGCAGGCAGAGCUCCGCCCCCGUUGCAGCCGCAACCAGCGCUGCCAACUUGGCUGAGCAAGCUGCCAAAAGUCUAUUAAACAAGAAAACAGAUGGAGUCAAGAAAAGGAAGUCAAGUUCCAGUGUGCAUUUAAUGCCACAGACCAACAACAAAAACAGCAUAAUAACCCCAGCAAAAGAAAACCCCCCAUUGCAGGCAACAAUGGAACCUCAGACAACUGUUGUUCAUAAUGCUACAGAUGGAAUAAAAGGAUCAACUGAGAGCUGUAAUACCACAACUGAAGAUGAAGACUUGAAAGCUACCCAGUCUUGCGAGGAGAAAGUUCUAGCCUGGGAAAGCCCAGGUCAGACUCUGGAGAUAGAGCAUGCCCAGGCUGAGCCUAUGCUCACUCCAGUUGUACCAUUUUCACUUAGCAAUUCGCUGUUGCGAAAACAGGAGAUUAUAAAGAUCACGGAGCAAUUGAUUGAAGCUAUUAACAAUGGAGACUUUGAUGCUUACACGAAGAUCUGUGACCCUGGCUUGACUUCAUUUGAACCUGAAGCACUUGGCAACCUUGUUGAAGGAAUGGACUUCCAUAAAUUUUAUUUUGACAAUUUGUUGUCCAAGAAUACUAAGCCUAUCCAUACUACCAUUCUGAAUCCCCAUGUACAUGUCAUUGGGGAAGAUGCAGCCUGUAUUGCUUAUAUCCGACUUACACAAUACAUUGAUGCACAGGGACGACCUCGUACUACACAGUCAGAAGAGACAAGGGUCUGGUAUCGCAGAGAUGGCAAGUGGUUGAAUGUCCACUAUCACUGCUCUGGGGCCCCAGCUGCCCCCCUUCAGUGAGGAACCAGUUCAGCCUCUCCCGUGGAAGAACCUCUUUCUAUCGAGCGAGUGUGGAUCGCCCAAACGACGGCAACUGUCCCGUUCGUUCGGAAGUUUUAAAAAAGAUAAAAAGUACAUAAAAAUUCAAAAAAAUAAAAAUAUUGCUGCCGGCAGUAGCCAAAAAUGCACGAAAACCCUGCAUGCAUUCUGAGGCUGAAGCAGCUGCUGGCUAAAUUGUUGUAUUUCAUGGAUCCAUCGUGUCUGUUCCUGCUGUACGGAGGUGUUUUUAAAGUUUCAAAAUGAGCAAAAACUAAUAUAAAAUAGUAUAUAUAUAUUGUUUGUUAAAAAUCAGGCUGAGGAUUAUGCGGCUGCUUUUUGAAAGAGAAAGGUUGAGACAGCCACCUGAAGCAUCAUUUGGGGAAAGAAACAAAAAUGGAGAGAAUAACAUGUGUAAGGACUAGCCCUUUUCAUUGAAUAAGCUGCUGGUUCAUGUAAUGCAAUUGUAAAGAAAGGAGGGGUGUAGUUUAUAAGGAAUGGUGUCUUCACCUGUUCAAAGCGUUGACCUGCAAAAGUGAUAAGGUAGAGCCACGAAAGGAGGUGUUAUUUUGUUUCAUCCUCUUUAUUUUUAAGACUAUUAAAACCUUCCAAAUAUUGUCGGCUGAGCUGUUUUGCCUCCAAUAUAGCACUGAGCUGGAGAUAUUGUUAUCCAUCCAACUGGCUCCCAAGAGCAGAACUUGGUCUGUGUUAAGAAGGGAAUGAGCAGGGGAGAAAUAUUACAGAGAUAUAAAGCUAUAU